GCACUUGUGGCUAUGGUAACAGGAAGCUGCCUGUUGUCUCGGCAACGAGCACAUUGGUAGGAGAUGGAGUGGCCCCUGAUUGGUGCAGAAGCAGUGCAUUUCCUGAGGGGAGGGGGUCAGAUCAUCACCUUCUCAGGCCAGAUGGGCAUCAGUAACCCUUCCUCCGUGAACAGGAAGGCUGCUCUUCCUUCCUCCCGGCACUCAGCUCUCUGCCCCCCCAACAAUAAUUCCUCACCUCCUACGCACCCGGCUCUUGGCACUUUACCAAGACCUUUUGCUUCCCCAUUACCUCAUGUGAUCCCCACAACACCCAUGAGAGGAAGAUGAAUCGUCCGAUCCAAGUGAAGCCGGCUGCCAGUGAGGGCCGAGGAGAGGACCGGAAGCUGUUUGUGGGGAUGCUGGGCAAGCAGCAGGGUGAGGAGGAUGUCAGACGCCUGUUCCAGCCCUUCGGCCACAUUGAGGAGUGCACCGUCCUGCGGAGCCCUGAUGGCACCAGUAAAGGCUGUGCUUUUGUGAAGUUUGGGAGCCAAGGCGAAGCCCAGGCGGCCAUCCAGGGUCUGCACGGGAGCCAGACCAUGGCGGGCGCCUCGUCCAGCCUCGUGGUGAAGCUAGCAGAUACCGACCGUGAGCGCGCCCUACGUCGCAUGCAGCAGAUGGCCGGCCAGCUGGGUGCCCUGCACCCCGCGCCACUGCCCCUUGGGGCCUGCGGUGCCUACACUACCGCGAUCCUGCAGCACCAGGCAGCCCUGCUGGCAGCAGCCCAGGGUCCUGGCCUUGGCCCGGUGGCAGCCGUGGCAGCCCAGAUGCAGCACGUUGCAGCCUUCAGCCUGGUGGCUGCACCUCUGUUGCCUGCAGCAGCCAACUCCCCACCUGGAGGUGGCCCAGGCACCCUUUCUGGUUUCCCUGGACCCAUCGGGGUCAAUGGAUUCGGUCCCCUGACCGCCCAGACCAACGGGCAGCCGGGCUCUGACACGCUGUACAAUAAUGGGCUCUCUCCCUACCCAGCCCAGAGCCCUGGUGUGGCUGACUCCCUGCAGCAGGCCUACGCUGGGAUGCACCACUAUGCAGCAGCCUACCCAUCAGCCUAUGCCCCAGUGAGCACAACUUUUCCCCAGCAGCCUUCAGCCCUGCCCCAGCAGCAGAGAGAAGGUGAGGAACUGGGGCCUGGGGAUCAGGGCCUGGUGGGGCUGGACCAAGGCCCUCCCCUGAACCAGCCUGCUCCUUUCCCUGCAGGCCCCGAAGGCUGUAACCUCUUCAUCUAUCACCUGCCUCAGGAGUUUGGGGAUGCAGAACUCAUACAGACCUUCCUGCCCUUUGGAGCCGUUGUCUCUGCCAAAGUCUUUGUGGAUCGUGCCACCAACCAGAGCAAGUGUUUUGGGUUUGUUAGUUUUGACAAUCCAACCAGUGCCCAGACCGCUAUUCAGGCCAUGAAUGGCUUUCAAAUUGGCAUGAAGAGGCUCAAGGUCCAGCUAAAGAGGCCUAAGGAUGCCAACCGGCCUUAUUGAUCUGCUCUCACCGACCAGCCACAGAAAGGACAGGCACUGAAGAGUGAGAAGAAAGGAAAGGAAAAGCACAGAAAUGCUGGAAUGGCCCUUCCUAAGGGAGCAGCUGCGGAUGGACAGAGGCGGAUCGGACCCAAGGCUGGCGCCUGGGGCUCAGGCCACUGGAUGAUGGUUCUGAUCAAGUGGGUUGUUCUGCGCCUGGCCUGCGGUGGAGUGCUCAGGCCGGCAGAGCAGCCAAGCACCGAGCAUUGACUGUGCAGGGGAGCAACCAAGGGCCUGGGGGUGCCAAGGACUUCCGUGCUGGGGGAGCCCAGAUUUACUUCUUUCAAAAUCAUAUCAUUCCUUAGUGUUUAGGGACCAAAGGACUACUGCUUU
Fukomys damarensis (Damara mole-rat) is the source of this 1877-nucleotide messenger RNA. RefSeq names its product CUGBP Elav-like family member 6 (gene Celf6). The record is from RefSeq and is a predicted model, not a curated record. Gene Ontology annotation, biological process: mRNA splice site recognition; regulation of alternative mRNA splicing, via spliceosome. Gene Ontology annotation, cellular component: ribonucleoprotein complex; cytoplasm; nucleus. The transcript is spliced from 11 exons. Bases 324 to 1505 code for a protein of 393 amino acids. Lineage: Eukaryota; Metazoa; Chordata; Mammalia; Rodentia; Bathyergidae. Gene Ontology annotation, molecular function: mRNA binding.